Molecule: messenger RNA, 2919 nt
Organism: Pyricularia grisea
Lineage: Eukaryota; Fungi; Ascomycota; Sordariomycetes; Magnaporthales; Pyriculariaceae
Exons: 4
Coding region: 1-2919 (972 amino acids)
Biological process (GO): telomere maintenance via telomere lengthening; regulation of DNA-templated transcription
Cellular component (GO): shelterin complex
Molecular function (GO): telomeric repeat DNA binding
Source: RefSeq, a predicted model, not a curated record
AUGCCUGCUCCUAUCGUCUAUGAUGGAGUCAGUGGAGGGGGUGGCCGGGAUGACUUGCUCUUUAGCGGCAUCAAGUUCUGGCUUGCCGUUCGUGUGCCUAGUAGGCUCAAAUUCAAAGAAAAGAUCCAGAGUAAUGGCGGCGAGGUUGUCCACAUGGAGCGGCAGGCAGACAUAUUGAUUGCUGAUGACGCUGCUCCAAAAAAGGCACCUUUGAACUGGGACUCAUAUUCAUGGAAGUUCAUUGAUGCCGCCAUUGAGAAAGGGGAGCUUCCCGACAAGGCAGAUUAUUUGAUUCCCAGACCAGGUACGGCUGUCACAAGGGCAUCCGUACCCGCAAAUGGUAGCUCCAAGGGAACACGGACACCUUUCACCACCGAGGACGACCGUAUCAUUACCGAAUGCGCAAGGAGACAGUUGGCUACCCCUCAAGGUGUCGGCUUCAAGGGAUCCUUAAAAGGAAAUGCAUUUUGGGCUGAAUUUGCCGCAAAGGCAUGCAAUGAUCAACCACUAGAAGCCGAGCCAGAAGAGACCACUACGCAGGCUAGCAUGGAACCAACAGCCCGUACACUCGAUCAAUCAGGUCCACGCUCAAAGAGCCCUCAGCCCAAAUCAAAUCCCCAAGUACUACAUGCAAAGGCUCGUACGACCAAAGAAGGCGGCCGACAGAGAUUUACUGCAGCCGAAGACAAGGCUCUUAUCGAGGCUGUCGACGACGCACGAAGACUGGGUGAAAACAUUGGUGGCAAACUGUUUUAUGAGGAAUUCGCGAAAGAUAAUCCCACGCACACUGCUGAGUCCUGGAGGAGCCGCUACCAUCGCACACUCGCACCAAGGCUUUUCCCGAACGGGUUGCCUGUUUCAGAUGAUCAGCCAGAGGCAAUACGACGCGUAGUCACGAAGACACGCCAUACAACUGAAACUGAAGACAGCCCCCACGGCCAACCGGAUAGCCCCCGCGGCCAACGCUCACAGGCCGCCCGCGAGGAGGAUCCAACCGAAAAUGCGGAUGAUCUUGUAGAUCCCGCAACUCUCGAAGCCCAAGAGGCUCAACCGCGGGAAAGCAGGACUCCAUCACCUCAACCGCCUAAAUCCGCUGUAAACGGCGAGUCGAUGGAGGGAUACCACGGCGAGUCCCACAUACCUUCAACACCAACGCACGAUAGGCAAACUACAACAACAAGCAACGAGGCCCAUUCCUAUCGCGAAUUUUAUGACUAUCUGGAGGAUUAUGUGAUAAAAUUUCCAAACACAAUUGACACGAAGCCUCGUAUUCGUGGAGUCAAGAUUGAUCUAUUCAGGUUACAGAAAGCCGUCGAGUCGCAAGAGGUAGACUUUGACGAACUCGACUGGUCACUAGUUUGUGAGGACAUUGGAUUUGAAUCGCCUGACUCUGACUUGGUCAAAUCGGUUGAAGAGUGCUAUGGAGCCAACUUACAGGGCUUCGUCGAAGUACUUCGUGGUUUCAACGAAUGCGGUUCGGAGGUGGUUUCUCCAGAAUCGGACUCUGGCAGCAGGCUUUCUGUGGAUCAAGAUGAGCGCCCAGAGUCGGACACGAUGCUUAAUCGGGUAUCUUUGCCAGGCCGUGAGGGACAUAGAGGUUCCGACAAUGAUGAGCUGGCUGACGUCCAAUCUGGGUCAGCUUCGUCGCCAACUCCACGACACCUCGGGAAGCGCCAGAGAACGAGAGAACUCUUCAACGAACGCCACAAACGGAGGCGGUUAGCACGCGAUAUUGAAAUACCCGACACUCCUGAAGCAACCUCAAAGUUCCGGCUUCAGUCCCCAUUUGACGAGCCUGAUAACGAGGGUAAUGAAGAAGAGGGUGAGGGUGAUGAGGAUGUUGAGGAUACAGAAGACCCAUCUGGGAACUCUCCCUCGCAGCAAUUGAGAUCAGAGCUUGCCCAAUCUGUUUCAAGCCGAAACAGCGAACAGAGCUCAAGCCAGGACCACCCAACAGCCGCAGCUAAUGGGCGAAUCAAGGCCCCGAUCGCUGAGAUAGGUGAAUCUCUGCGAUAUGCAGCCCAUGAAAAGCUCCCGAAGCAAGGUCGUCUGCCAGAUGGGCCGGCAGCUACCCGCAAUAUCAACAAGAAUGUCGAUGCAAAAUCGGCAUCCUCUCGGACAGUCUCUCGGGUCUCUACACACCAGACUCAAGGAGCAAACCCUGCACCAAGAUCUGCACAGCCUCCCCCGAUUACUGUGCGCUCUACACCGACAAAAAAAGCUCUCCAACCUAACAAAGAAGUCUCCGUGAGACCCCAUGUGUUCUCCACACCAAGGCCAUCGGCAAGCAAGCCCAUGGGGGUGGACUCCCCAUUGGCAUCUAUACCACAUGACAUCCUCAGUGACAUCACAUCCUCCCCCGGCACCAGAAGACAAACCGCCUCCUUUGUAACGCCAUCCGCGUCUUCAAGACGGGCCCCUGAAUCAUCUCGGCGGCCUCCGGCGCAGCAAAAUUCGCCCAAAAUUCUUCAUCAACACCCCCAAAAGAUACUACCCUCAAUCGAAGGAGGUCACAAUAGCAUCGCUUCAACAUCCAGAUGCAGCGAAGAAGUCAAGCGCUUGGCAGCACUGGGCUAUCGACAAGAGUUCAUCGACAAGCUCCUGCACGCCACCUCGCGGGACGUCACCGUGAUGAAAAAGGUAUGCGAGCUCAAGGCGCAGAAGAAAUCAAAGGGCUACGGUGCUGCUUCCGGCCCGUCGGAAAGCAUGCCGAACAUGCGGGGCGUCUGGACGGCAGAUGAGGACAGGAAACUCGUCAAGAUCUACGAGUUUGAUCAGAUGGACGAUGCGGACAAGACCGCAGCUGCCCAGAGGACCAGAGAUCAGGACGAGAGGGUGCUCAAGCAGAAACAUGGCUGGGAGGGUGCUUUGGAGGCGCGGAGGAGGUUUUUGCAACGCCAAUCGGAGGUUAUGGGAUGA